AUGUCGGCAGCGCUGCUGGCGGCGCUGCUAGCGGCGCUGCUGACGGCAGCGGGCGCGCUGUCAGCGCCGUGCCCUGCUGCCGGGCCGCGCUGCUCGUGUGCCGAGUCGGGCGCUCGCCUCGCCUGCCGCUCGGCGCACCUGCAGCAGUUUCCACCGCUACACGAGCGACUACAGAUCGUGGACGUGUCGCACAAUAACAUCAGCGCGCUGCCGCCCGACGCUCUGUUGUCGGCCACCGCGUUGCGCGAUCUGAACCUGUCCGCAAACCGCUUGCGGUCGGUGCCGCCGGGUGCUCUAAGCAGCGCGGCUCUCGCGCGGCUUUGGCUCGAUGGCUGCGCGCUGGCGCGACUUCCGUCGCUGCGGUUGCCGCGCCUACACUAUCUGUCGGCGGAGCACAACUCACUGGAGACACUGGAAGCGGGCUCGCUGGCGGAGGUGCGUGCUCUACGCGUGUUGCGGCUGGCACACAAUUUCCUGCAAGCUGUGCCAUCCGCACUCAGCCACACGACGCGUUUGCAGGCGCUCAACCUCGCCCACAACCAGCUCACCGAGCUCACUGCCACGUCGCUGCCCUCGCUUCCCGCGCUGCACACGCUCAUCCUGAAGCGGAACCGCAUCACGCAUAUCGAGGAGCGCGCCUUUCUGCAGACCCCCGCGCUGCGAGUGCUACGGCUUGAAGAUAACCUGCUCAGUGAGUUGCCGCCCGCCAUCUAUCUGUUGCCGAUGCUCGAGGACUUGUCUCUGGCGAACAACCGCGUAGAGCGCGUAUCGCCAGGGCUGCAGGCGUGCUCUCGGCUUACGCGCCUGGAACUGCGCGCCAACCCUCUCUCGCAGCUGCACCCGACCGCACUCACUCAUCUGCCUCGGCUGACUACGCUUGUGGUGUCAGAGUGCCGCGCGCUAGGCGGCGUGCCCGCUCUCAACGGCUCUCUGCGCCUGCGCACGCUGCGAAUGGACCGCGCACGCCUCACCAACACACCACCUGACCUAUGCGCGCAGGCACCGCAGCUUCGUGCGCUAGACCUGCGCUCCAACCAGCUGCGAAGUGUCCCCGCACUGCACAACUGCUCCGAGCUGCGUGUGCUCGAGCUCUCGGACAACCAAAUCGAGUCGCUGUCGGACGGUGCCCUGACUGGACUGCGACGCCUACACGACCUGCUGGCAGCGCGCAACCGCCUGCGCCGCCUGGCUGCUGACACCUUCCGCCACACUCCCGCGCUGCAGCUGCUAGAUCUCGAGGACAACCAAAUAGAGCACAUCGACAUGGAAACAUUUGUUCCCAUUUCUAAAUUAGAAGAUUUGAACGUGGGCAAUAACCGCUUCCCAGUGCUGCCGGCCAGCGGGCUUCAGAGGCUACUGCAUCUCAAGGCUCACAACAACCCGGCCUUGCGCCGCUUCCACCCGCCCGAGCUGUUCCCGCGGAUACAGACGUUAGUGUUGUCGUAUGCGUACCACUGCUGCGAGUUCCUGCCGCUCAUGGAAGGUGCGGAGGGUGCGGGCACAGGUGUUGAGGGUGACGGUGAGGGAGAGGAGGGUGAAAAGGAGCAGUUCAGCGACCUGGUGCUACUGCCGCCCGCGCAUGUCGACCUCGCCGCCUGGGCCAACGCCACAGACAUCUGGCCCCACUACUUGAACGCGACGGGCGCAGGCGCAUGGGGAGGCGCGUGGGGAGGCGCAGGCGCCGAGCUGCGUGCGUCGGCGGUCGCCCGGCGCGUGCGCUGCCUUCCGCUGCCGGGCCCCUUCCUGCCGUGCGUGGACCUUUUCGACUGGUGGACGCUGCGCUGUGGCGUGUGGGCCGUGUUCCUGCUGGCGCUGCUGGGCAACGGCACCGUAGUGUUCGUGCUGCUGUUCAGCCGCAGCCGCAUAGACGUGCCGCGCUUCCUGGUCACCAACCUGGCAGCCGCCGACUUCUGCAUGGGCGCCUACCUCGGCUUCCUGGCUGUUGUGGACGCGGGUACGCUGGGUGAAUUCCGCGCACACGCUGUAGCGUGGCAAAUGUCGGGUGGCUGCCGCCUUGCCGGCUUCCUGGGAGUGCUGUCGUCGGAGCUGAGCGUGUACACGCUGGCCGUUAUCACGCUGGAGCGCAACUACGCUAUUACGCACGCCAUGCACCUCAACAAGCGCCUGUCGCUGCGCCACGCGGCUGCCGUCAUGGCGGCGGGCUGGGCCUUCUCGCUGGCGGCGGCCACGCUGCCGCUACUAGGCGUGUCGGACUACCGCAAGUUCGCCGUGUGCCUGCCCUUCGAGACGGGCUCGCCCGCCUCGCUGGGCUACGUGGCCUCGCUGCUGGCCGUCAACGGGCUGGCCUUUCUCGUGCUGCUGGGCUGCUACCUCAAGAUGUACUGCGCCAUCCGCGGCUCGCAGGCCUGGAACAGCAACGACUCGCGCAUCGCCAAGCGCAUGGCACUGCUCGUGUUCACCGACUUCCUGUGCUGGUCACCCAUCGCCUUCUUCGCGCUCACUGCCGCCUUCGGCGCGCGUCUUGUGUCCCUGGAGCAGGCCAAGGUGUUCACGGUGUUUGUGCUGCCGCUCAACUCAUGCUGCAACCCCUUCCUGUACGCCAUCCUCACCAAGCAGUUCAAGAAGGAUUGCGCGCUGGUCUGCAAGGCCAUCGAGGAGUCGCGCGUGACGCGCGGCAUUGGGCGCUGCCGCCACUCGUCUAACUUCAGCAACCGCCAGACGCCUGCCAACACCAACAGCCUAGCCGAGCGCUCGUCGCGCGGGCCGCACGGCACGGCGUGCGCGUGCCGCCGCCUACUGCCCGCGCCCGUACCCGCGCGCCGCGAGCGCCUGCUGCGCUGGUUGCGCGCUUGCGGUCGCCGCGCUGCCGCACCCGCGCCGCCCGCUCCUCCCGCGCCGCGCACGGCACCCAAGCGACAGGGCUCCGUGUCGUCGUCCGUGGAGUUCUCUUCGUCGCGCUCCGAUUCGUGGCGCACGUAUGGGCGCGCGCCGCCACCUCCGCGUCGUGCCGCGUCGUGGUUGGUGGCGCGCAAGACGUCGCAGGACUCCAACCUGUCGUCGUCGCGCAACGACUCGUCGGGCUCCAACGCCACGGCAUCCACGGGCACGUGGCGCACGUCGCGCUCAGGCGGCAGCGCGGCGGCAGGCGCACGGCCGCGGCUCACACGCCAGCCCGCUGUGGUGGCGGACGAGCCACCCGCGUCGCCCGCGCCGCCGCUGGCCGCGCCGCGCCUUCUGCACACUAUCCCGUCAGCCGCGGAGACAGAGGCGCCGGCCGAGGAGGAGCCGCGCUAACGCUGCGCGCCCGCCCUAUGUCCCGUCCACUAG
This is a messenger RNA of Pararge aegeria (speckled wood butterfly), 3288 nucleotides long. RefSeq names its product lutropin-choriogonadotropic hormone receptor (gene rk). Gene Ontology annotation, biological process: G protein-coupled receptor signaling pathway. The record is from RefSeq and is a predicted model, not a curated record. Gene Ontology annotation, cellular component: membrane. Gene Ontology annotation, molecular function: G protein-coupled receptor activity; protein binding; protein-hormone receptor activity. Lineage: Eukaryota; Metazoa; Arthropoda; Insecta; Lepidoptera; Nymphalidae. The transcript has 15 exons.